GCUGAACGCGAGGCAAAGUUCUUCUUGGGUGCGAAAAAGAGACUGUCAUCGUCUCUUUUAGCCAUCUUCCCGGCUGCCAUGACAGGCAAAAGGGUGUCGGUCACACUUCUGGAUGACACCCUUAUUACCGGACGCCUCGCUAGUAUGGACGGCUUUCUUAAUUUAGAAUUGGACUCCGGUGUGGAAGUAGUUUCACCGCUGGAUUCCGUCGACCCUCUGCAUCUUGAUACGAUACAAAUUUCCGGAAAACGCGUGCGUUAUAUUGGCCUCCCUAGUACCCUAGACGUGCAUGGGAAGCUUCGGAAGUACUUACAAGCGACAGGUCAACCGGCUUUUAGUCAGCGUAAAUACAAAAAAGACAAAUACGCUCAUCUGCGUAAUCAGCAAUUGCCAGGAAUGUCAGGACUCUCGCACGAUGCUUGCGAGGACAAGGAGAAUGCAAUUGCUUCAGAUUGGCAUUCUAUUUAG
Messenger RNA from Dibothriocephalus latus, 468 nucleotides. NCBI's taxonomy places the organism in Eukaryota, Metazoa, Platyhelminthes, Cestoda, Diphyllobothriidea, Diphyllobothriidae. The record is from the annotation of a GenBank genome assembly.